ACCGGUUGAUGCUCCGCUCGCGACUCAUUCAAUGUCUGUUAUCAAAGAACAAUAAAACGCACGUCUCAACCGGACACGUUACACACGUUUGCGCUCUUGAAUUCUCGUUAGUCCUCUCUUCAUACUCCUCCUACAACAGACACCGGGCUGAUCACCGCUGACCGGCGCACAUCUGCAUCACCGGCGAAUUCCUCCAGCUGGAGCCGGUGAAGAGAGCGAAGCCGCGUUUAUUCGUUCCCCGUCAGUCCGCUUCAGGCCACCGGCGACAGCAUGAGCCAGAGGUUCACGGUGACCGCCGGUGACAUCCAGGGCGAAGUGAACCAGCUGUUCGAGGGCGAUGAGGAGACGCCGGGCGCGUCCGACGCCACGGGAACGGAGGGAGCCGGGAAAGUGGUCAACACCACCUGUCCACCCAAGAAAGGAGAUGGCAACCCCAAGGAGAGCAGUCCAUUCAUCAACAGCACCGACCCAGAGAAGAACCAGCAAUAUGACGGCAAGAACAUGGCUCUGUUUGAGGAGGAGAUGGACACAAUUCCCAUGGUAUCGUCCCUUCUCAGCAGUCUCGCCAACUACUCAAACCUUACCCAGGGGAGCAAAGAACACGAGGAGGCGGAAAACAACGAAGGCUCGCGCAAGAAACCUGUCCAGGCUCCACGGAUGGGAACGCUGAUGGGCGUCUACCUGCCCUGCCUGCAGAACAUCCUGGGCGUGAUUCUGUUUCUCAGGAUGACCUGGAUGGUGGGCAUUGGCGGCGUUAUCGAGGCCUUCGUUAUCGUGCUCAUGUGCUGCUCCACGACAAUGCUCACUGCCAUCUCCAUGAGUGCCAUUGCCACGAACGGCGUAGUGCCAGCUGGAGGAUCCUAUUACAUGAUCUCUCGUUCUCUGGGCCCUGAGUUCGGUGGAGCUGUAGGCAUCUGCUUUUACUUGGGCACCACCUUCGCUGGAGCCAUGUACAUCCUGGGCUGCAUCGAGAUCCUGCUGGUGUACAUCGUACCGCAAGCGGCCAUUUUUAAGAUGGAGGGUCUGGAGGGAGCCGAGGCCGAGGCCGCCAUGCUGAACAACAUGCGUGUAUACGGCACGCUGGUGCUCAGCUUCAUGGCCAUUGUGGUGUUUGUAGGAGUGAAGUACGUGAACAAGCUGGCUCUCGUCUUCCUCGCCUGCGUCAUCUGCUCGAUCCUCGCCGUCUACGCUGGAGUGAUCAAAACCGCCUUCGAGCCUCCGGUCUUCCCAGUGUGCGUGCUGGGAAACCGGACUCUGGUUUGGAAAGGCUUUGAUGUGUGUGCCAAGAUCAUCGAGAGAGAAAACGCUACGGUCACCACCAAACUCUGGCGGCUCUUCUGCGACUCCGAGUUUCUGAACGCCACCUGCGACAGCUAUUUCGCCAACAACAACGUCACGGAAAUACAGGGAAUCCCUGGAAUUAUGAGUGGCACCCUGCGUGAGAAUCUCUUUGGGAAUUAUAUGGAUAAGGGUGCAUUCAUCGAGAAGUCUGGAUUAAACUCUGUGGUCGAACCCGAUUCCAUCCCAACCAACACCAACCGCUAUGUGCUUGCUGACAUCACCACCUUCUUCACCAUGCUGGUGGGCAUCUACUUCCCCUCCGUGACAGGUAUCAUGGCCGGAUCAAACCGAUCCGGUGAUUUGCGGGACGCCCAGAAGUCCAUUCCCAUCGGCACCAUCCUGGCCAUCACCACCACCUCCAUCAUCUACAUGUCCAGUGUGAUUCUCUUUGGUUCCUGCAUUGAGGGAGCGGUGCUGAGGGAUAAGUUUGGUGAGGCGGUCAGGGGUAAUCUGGUGAUCGGGACACUGGCGUGGCCGUCGCCCUGGGUCAUCGUCUUCGGUUCCUUCUUCUCCACCUGCGGUGCGGGGCUUCAGAGCUUAACGGGCGCUCCGCGUCUCCUACAGGCCAUCGCACGAGACGGCAUCGUGCCGUUCCUCAGGGUGUUUGGUCAUGGAAAAGCAAACGGGGAACCCACCUGGGCAUUGCUCCUGACUGCAUGUAUCUGUGAGAGUGGAAUUCUCAUCGCUUCUCUGGAUAACGUUGCUCCGAUUCUCUCCAUGUUUUUCCUCAUGUGCUACAUGUUUGUCAAUCUGGCCUGUGCUGUUCAAACUCUGCUCAGAACGCCCAACUGGAGACCGCGAUUCAAGUUCUACCACUGGACUCUAUCCUUCCUUGGCAUGAGCCUUUGUCUCUCGCUCAUGUUCAUCUGUUCUUGGUAUUACGCCAUCGUUGCCAUGGGAAUCGCCAGCUGUAUCUACAAGUAUAUCGAGUUCCGAGGGGCUGAAAAGGAAUGGGGUGAUGGAAUAAGAGGUCUGUCUCUCAGUGCGGCCCGCUUCGCCCUUAUGAGGUUGGAAGAGGGACCACCGCACACCAAGAACUGGAGACCUCAGAUAUUAGUCCUGAUCAGCAUGGAUUCUGAGCUGAAUGUGGAGCAGCCACGUUUGCUGUCUUUGACCAGUCAGCUGAAGGCUGGAAAGGGUCUGACCAUUGUGGGCACAGCGCUGGAGGGAACCUACCUGGAAAACCAUCCUCAAGGACAGCAGGCCGAACAGUCUCUGAGGAAGCUCAUGGAGGCAGAGAAGGUGAAGGGUUUCUGUCAGGUGGUCAUCUCUUCUAAUAUGAGGGACGCCACAUCGCAUUUGGUCCAGGCUGGAGGGUUGGGUGGUCUUCAACACAACACCGUACUGGCCUCCUGGCCACGCAACUGGAAACAGGCUGAGGAUCAUCAGAGCUGGAGAAACUUCAUUGAGCUGGUAAGAGAAACCACCGCUGCCAGUAAAGCCCUGCUGGUGCCCAAGAACAUCUCGGCCUUCCCGUCAAACGGCGAACGCUUCACAGAGGGUCACAUUGAUGUGUGGUGGAUCGUACAUGAUGGAGGCAUGCUGAUGCUGCUACCCUUCCUCCUCCGCCAGCACAAGGUUUGGAGGAAGUGCAAGAUGCGCAUCUUCACUGUGGCCCAGAUGGACGAUAACAGCAUCCAGAUGAAGAAGGAUCUGACAACUUUCCUGUAUCACCUGCGCAUAGACGCCGCGGUGGAGGUGGUGGAGAUGCAUGACAGUGAUAUCUCAGCGUACACGUAUGAGAAAACCCUGAUGAUGGAGCAGCGAUCUCAGAUCCUAAAGCAGAUCAACCUCACCAAGACUGAGCGUGAACGUGAGAUCCAGAGCAUCACUGAUAGCUCUCGCGGGUCGAUCCGCCGUAAGAACCCGGCCGCCGUCACGACCCAGCUGAGUGUGACCGAAGAACCGGCGGCCAGCAGCAAAGAGGAGAAACCAGAAGAAGAGUCUGUCCCUGUGUCCCCAUCCCAACAGAAACAGCUCAUUGAUGACAAGAGUACCAACCCCCCGACCCCGGCCACACCGCAGUCCCCCAGCGCGGACGCCGAGACCCCCGGCACGGUCGUUCAGAUGACAUGGACUGAAGCGAAGUGUGAUGGAGAGCAGGCCAAACCUAUAGGAGUCACGACACCAGAGGCCAUCAAAGACCUCUUCAACAUGAAACCAGAGUGGGAAAAUCUAAACCAGUCCAACGUGAGGCGCAUGCACACUGCACUCAGACUCAAUGAAGUCAUUGUUAAGAAAUCCCAGGAGGCCAAACUAGUCCUGCUUAACAUGCCCGGACCGCCCAAAAACAGAACCGGCGACGAGAACUACAUGGAAUUCAUGGAGGUUUUAACCGAAGGUCUCAACCGGGUCCUCCUCGUGCGUGGUGGAGGUCGCGAGGUCAUCACCAUCUACUCUUAAGAAACUAGUCGACAUCGUUCCAUCCCAUUUGCCCUCUUUCCCCAGUGUGGCCCAAGCAAUAUCCCAGAAUUCCCUUCAAUCAUCCAGCUUCAUUCGUCCCGUUCUACUGGUUUGCCAAGCUCUCACUGGCCAAACAUCGCUCUUGGCGUUACUCUCGUUCAUGAUGGACGUGAUCCACACUUUACUGUUCAAUGAAGUGCACUGUUGAUGUCAGUGGGUAUUUGUUCAAUGCCCCGUCUGCUGUAGCUUUCCUACAUCAUCUGUGAAUCACCGCUCUCACCCAAUCAGGCGAAGUGGGUGGGUUGUUAAAUUGUUUUUAUUUUUUUAUGUUGAGGAAGAGGAUGCAGAAACGAAAGUGCGACGUCAAGAAGGAUUCGACGUUCAAAACUACGCCAGAGAUGCUGUGAAAUAUUCUGCUCUGGUUAAGACUGUCAACCUUGGGAAAAGAUUUUCACAGUCUGAAUGCAAUCCUUUUGUUCUGCAAUGUGAAUUAAUGAGUUUAUACUAUAAUGUGAAGUUUAAAGUCAACGUGAAAUCAAACUUGGGGCUAUUUAUUUCUGAAACUAAUCUGUACAUGUUAUUCCAAAGAAAAAAGUUUUUAAAGUGUUUUUGUCAGUUGUAAACUUCUGAAAAAGCUCUUAUUUUUCAACCCCAAAUCAAAUCUCUCAUGCAUUUUUUUGAUUCUCUUCCUGAAUGCUUGCUUUACGGAAGUAAAAUGGUUUGCGAAGGGCAUUUCACGUUGACUUUAAGCGCUCCUCUGCACAAAGUUCUUUUGUUGUGUGUUUGUUUUGUCUCAUCAACCUCCUCCAUGUUUUUAUUCGUUCCUAGCUAUCCCCCUGCCAAAUACAGUCACAAUAUGUGCCAAAAAACAAGGCUGGCAGGGUGUGCGACUUGCUGUUUGACAGCAAAGCAGCGAGUGAGAGUCUAUCGGUGCAACCGACACUGUAAUUAGCGAAAGAACGAGCUAGAAAAAAAAGAAAAAAGUACUCAGCCACUCUGAACUAGUGUAAAUAGUGUAUAAGGCAUUAUUAAAUAUCAGUGUAGUAUUUUUAUUGUGAAAUAACCGAAGAUUCUGGUGAAGAAACGCUGUUGUCUUACAGGGUCAGGGUGUUUUGGGUGGCUACAGGCUUCACUAUGGCGGCUUGAAGUGUACUACGGUACCGAACCUCCCCUCCCCAACAAGCACUCAACCUGCACUGACAGCCACUGUGUAACAAAUGAUUUAAUGAGUCUGUGGAUUCAUUAAAUGAACUUGUGUGUGUGUGUGUGUUUGCAUGAGUGAAUGAGCAAAUGGAAGUUGCCCAUUUCUUUCUUUUUUUCCCAUUUUGCUAUAAAGAAAAAUCUAUGUUUGUUGCAUUUAUAGACAAAUCUGUAUGAAUUAGCUAUAUCAUAGACAAAAUCUAUAUUAUAUUACACCGGAAAUGUCACAGAGCUAUAUAUAGAGUAUAAUAGUAUCUGAUUGUAUUGCCAAACUUCGAUUUCACUUGUGCCAUAUGAAUGAAAAUGUGAAUUGUCAACAGAAAACAGUACUGAUAACAUUGUCACUUUAAACACAAAUGCUGCAUUCACAUCAGAGUUUCCAACUUUGAAACUCGUAUUUAUAUAAUUGCUCGACUUUAUCAAAAAAACAUCCAAAAAUGGCAGCGGCUUCAGCAGUUUAGUUGCACGCUUUCUUUGAGAUGCGAUUUGUACUGUGCUGUUGCAAGAAGUGAAUUUGUGUGAUUUUAAACCAGCAGAUUGCUGUCAUUAUCAAAAAUGCCGCGCAUGGAUCCAUUUUGGGCGUAGCUAAUCAUUUCUGAGUCCAUAAACAGCUCCGAAUAGACUCGUUUGGUAAUUACGGUAAUUCUGACGCAACGUGUACGCAGCACUAGAUUGAGUUGUUAUACGCAUUAUGGAUUGAAUAGCAUCCAGAAAUCUGAAUUCUAUGCAGCGCGACUGUAAUGCAUUAGCCAAAUCGCAAAAUGAGAUUUGAUGCAAAAUUAACCUGAAAUGAUAGAAGAGUAGAUCAGAAAGUGUAUUUUUGAGAGCAUAAUGUAUGUGCAAUUGGGAAAUCAUAUAUUCAUUGCAUUAUUUAUUUUUGUAGCGAUAUAGGCUAUUUUAUGCAGUCCUUUUUUUUUAGCAGAAAUACCAACAACUGCAUAUAUACAUAUAUAUAUAUAAACACAAAUAUAUAGAUAAAUAUAUAUAUAUAUAAAUAAAUAACUUGAAUCUCACUUGGAUAGAAAGUACAUACAGUAGUUUAUGAAAAUAUUACAGAUUAUUUUAUGUUUAAACAUGGGAAAACCUCUCAUAAGAUAUGAAUGCUGCUGCUAGUGUAUGAAUAGACAUGGAUUGUGCGUGUACAUAAAGCGAAAGAUUAAAUAUUUAAAGGUAUAUUUACGAGGGGAGGGGUUGACGCGGAGAUUGCAUUGAUCGAAAACGACUUCAGCCUUAUCAGCUUUAUCAUUUUAUUUAGUUGAUUUUCCAUUCGUUUAAAGUGACGACAACGUUCACUGAAUCUGAACAAACCGCAAAAUGUGUCGAAACACGACACUUUUUUAAGUACUGCCUGCGUAGACUGAGCCUCUGAUGACGUUUCGACAAUUAGUUCACUCGACGAUGUUUUUAACAAACACUUACGAUAUGCUUCGUUUGCAUGGUGUGUGUUGGAAAAUUUUGAUUUUCGUGACGUGUAAAGAACAGUUCUAAGAAAAAAGUCAAGGCAGCUUUUUCAGAUUGCUGUCGCGACUAAACGGCAAAAUGUUUAGCGAGCAUUCUUACGUGUUAACUUAGAUUAGCGGGAUGCUGUGUGUUGUUGUUUUUGGCUUUGUAUAUAAUAUCGCUCUCGAGACACUGUAGCUGCAGGGUCGUCGUUCCCUGUUUGUGUUUGUUAGGAUGCUUUUAGUACACACCAGAAAAAAUGAACUUUUUUGUUUUCAACGGUAACGUGCAAUAUUGAUUUCCACAGGAAACGGUACGUAUGACGUAUUUUUAGUUGCUAGUUCGCCCACGGUUCUGCUUCUUGUAGAGUUCAUCGGCGCGCUUCGUAUGCUAGAGUGUGCGUCACAUCUGUUCUAUGGUGGCUGAGAUAGAAAUGCACUUUAUACGAGUUAACGUUAUUUACGUCCAUGGUGACAGUGACGAUUGAGUUGCCAGAAUCAUGAGCAUGCCAGAUCCAUUUCAGCGCUGAUGCCUCUAGCGGCGAGAGUGUGUACUGCAUCGGCCGCGUUAUCGCAGAGAGUUUUGUUCGCUGCGGUAACAUACUACCUGAAGAUUGAUUUGAUUAUGCUGUAAAACAAAACAAAAAAAGAUGUGUGUGUUUGCUGUUUAUUUGGCAUGAAUUUCUAGCACUUCUUGUAAUUAAUGACGAAAAGAGUAUACGUAGAUGUAAAAAAAAAAAAGAAAAAGAAGAUAUAUUUCUAAUACGAAUCACUGAGUUGGUGUGGUAACAUUUCCAUUCCUCCUACUUUUCACUCCCUACGUCGUUCCGAACCUACGAGCACUGUUUCGAUGUGAUCACCGUAUAAAAAGACUAUAAACAAGCGCUUCCACUGCUGGGCUUGGCUCUAUUCAAACUGACAGUGGACACAUUCACAAUCUUUUUCCUUGCUUCAACAUCUCACGAUGAAUACCUGGCUUGUGUGUAGCAAAAAAAGAAAUCAAGUGUAUUCCUUCGCCAAGGAAUAUCGAGGCGUUCGACACAUCUCGGAAACAAAAAAGGGCUCUGAAUAACAGUCUGUACUUGGUUUUGAAGUUUGACCUGUGACAUUGGAUGUUCUUCAAAAAAAAUGGAAUCUCGCUUUAUUUUAUUAAUCCUACACUCUUGGAAAUAAAGGCUGUUGCUGCAUUUUGAUGUUUCCUUUAGGUUAUUCAGGUCAGAUCAGAAUAAGAAUCAGAAUGGCAUUAGACUGUCAAACCUUUAUUUUCAAGAGUGUAGUCCCAUGACGUUUACCUCUGAGGUCACCUGAAGGCUUGUAUUUGUUUUUCUUGACAUUCCAGUGAUAAAACUUUGAUUAAAAAAUGCAUGUGAACAUGCAAAGUUCUGUGAAAGUCCAAAUGUUGAAAUCCAAAUCAAAUCCAUCUGAAGCAGUUGAAAUAGAGCCAGGACCUGGGUCCGUUGUCCUGUUCAACGCAUGCACAUUAUCCUGAACAAGCUGAUAUACAUAUAUAUAUAUAUAUAUAUAAAUAUAAAUAUUUAAAUGUUUUGUGAUAUACAGUAUUAUGUUCACGCCGGUUUAUUUCAGUUCUUUUAAUUGUAAAUGUGUUAUUUUUACCAGAUGUUUGGUGUUCUUGUUGUGCACAACGGUUUCUUUUGGAUCAACUAGUAUCUUUGUGUGAAUGGAUAUUGACUGGUUAAAGGGGUCUAUUUUUACUAUAGGUAGUUUAGCCAAGACAAAGACCAUUUUACUUUUAAUGCAGUUAUCAAUGAGUUAAUUUAUUUAAAGACGAACUGAUUACCAAAGUUUUUUAUGUUGACCUGGGUAUGUGUUUAGUCUAUUGCAAACUGUCAUUCUGAAUGAAUUAAAAAGAAACUUGAGGGUGUUUUGUUUAACAGUAAAAUCAUUAUUUACUCCAGUUUGUACUCAUGCCUUAAAUACAAAAAUUGGCAGCUAUAUGUUAACAAAAACAAAGUGCAAUGCUUAUGCUUUUUAAAUAUAUUGUUUAUGCAUAUAUAUAUUUAAUUAUUAUCUCAUUUAAAAAUCUAGUUUUUAAUUCCAGGGCUGAUUUUAAGUACUCAAAAUGAAGCUAAAAGGUCUAAAAAAAUAUUUAAGUGGAUAUUCAUAAAAAUAUAUAGUUUAAUAGUGUUUUGACUUUCUGAAAAUGCAUUUGCCCAAUUUAAUGUUUUAAAAACAUUGAGUUCCCUACUAAUUUGAUUGGACAAGCAGAUUUCAUGGCUUAUUGCGUUUUUGCAGCAUCGCUGCAAGUUCGAUUUUACAGAAGUAAACAAUCCGAGACGACUAUAAGAAAAAUGUACAAAGAAAAUCAUGUUUUGUCUUGGCUUUGCUUCUCUGAAAAGAUAACAAUGUGAGUUAUUGAAUAGCUCGCUCUGGGCAACUGAUUUCACGCUUUGCAAACGAGUGCAAUUAAUUCUAGAUCAGAACAUUAGUUUUACAUGGAAAAUGACUGAAUCCCUCAGGCUUGUUUUUGAUUCAUUUGAAAUGAAAACAUUUUGUAUGAACAUCUGGACGGGAAUGUAGUGGAGAACAAGUAUUUUUCAGAUCUUUCACAAGUAGAUUUUUUUUUGUCCAUUCCGGGUUUUAUGGUCAUAUUGCCAUGUAGUGUGUUCCUGUGUGUUUUUCAGUUGUUUGUAUGUGUGUGGAUGUGUGUUUGUGUGAGUGAGCGUGUGUACAGUGACGUACACACAACAGAUCUGGGACCACAGGCAACGGCGGAUGUGGGUCCUGUAAAUAUAGCAGAACUAGUUAGUGUUGAGGUGUUUAUUUUUUGUGUCAGUGUAAGUUGAAUAUUUUAAAAAGAUAAAUAAUGAGUAUUAUCUAUUGUGUUUCAUGGUACAUAAAGAAAAUAAUGUAGUUUUAUCUUACAUUUCAAAUGCUUUAUCUCUAUGGCUUCUGCAAAACUCCCAUUCCAUUUUAUAGAUUUGUCAGCACAAAAUGCAAUAAACGAAUACCAUUUUAUUA
This is a messenger RNA of Labeo rohita (rohu), 9362 nucleotides long. RefSeq names its product solute carrier family 12 member 5a (gene slc12a5a). NCBI's taxonomy places the organism in Eukaryota, Metazoa, Chordata, Actinopteri, Cypriniformes, Cyprinidae. Gene Ontology annotation, cellular component: membrane. Gene Ontology annotation, molecular function: potassium:chloride symporter activity. Gene Ontology annotation, biological process: chloride transmembrane transport; chloride ion homeostasis; potassium ion homeostasis. Bases 271 to 3744 code for a protein of 1157 amino acids. The transcript has 27 exons. The record is from RefSeq and is a predicted model, not a curated record.